Molecule: messenger RNA, 2315 nt
Organism: Arabidopsis lyrata subsp. lyrata
Lineage: Eukaryota; Viridiplantae; Streptophyta; Magnoliopsida; Brassicales; Brassicaceae
Product: transcription factor MYB3R-3
Exons: 8
Coding region: 618-2168 (516 amino acids)
Biological process (GO): regulation of DNA-templated transcription
Cellular component (GO): nucleus
Molecular function (GO): RNA polymerase II cis-regulatory region sequence-specific DNA binding; DNA-binding transcription factor activity, RNA polymerase II-specific
Source: RefSeq, a predicted model, not a curated record
GUCGAGAUUUCACCUGCAAAGCUUGCUUGACACCGGAUACGUGUUCAAUGGUCAACGGAUCAGCUACGAGUGCCGUUUGAGGUUCAAACUUCUGUUUCUGAGGUUACCUCUCUACCGUUAACGUCCGUUAGUGUACCUUUUCGACUUUCCACUUUCCAAAAGAUAACGACGGCGUUAAAUUGGUCUAUUUACUGAACCAGCUUAACCAGAAUUAGAUUACAUUACAUUCAGCUGAACCAACUGAAAUCUGUGCUGAUGGAGAAAUAUCGGUUCGGUUUGGUUGACUUGUUCAUUAGUGAUUAUAAUUAUUAAAAUAAACCGACCGGUUCAGAAAAUAGGUUAUUAAAGGUAAAAAGAACGGCAAGUAACGGUGUGACGUCAGCUGAAGAAGUAUUCGUUAUAAUAGUAGAGAGAGAGAGAUUAUAAUUUAACCCUUUUUAUGUUUUUUUUUUUUUUUUAUAUUUUCUUUGUUUCGAUCAAGUCUUCUCUUUCUCUCUCUAUCUCUCUCUCUGGUUCAACGGGCAAAGUAUUUUUCGAAUAAAGGUUUGGUUUUUUUUUAACGUUCCUUUCGGCUUCUUUCUUCUUCUGCUGGUGAAUUCGUGUAUCUAUCUAUCUCGAUGAGCUCCACUUUGAAUCCAGCGGCUUCUUCUCCAGAUGAGAUGGAUCUUCAGGAAGAAGCAGGUGAAGUGAAAGUUGAGGAUCAGUGUGUAGAAAACAAGCAAUCAACACCUGCUUCGUGCUCUUCUGUAUCUGAAGGUAGUGCUGGUAGUUCUCACAAGUCACCUACAAUUGCAAGUCCUCCUGCCACAGUUUCACCAACUCAUAGAUACCUCGGGAGGACGAGUGGCCCUAUUAGGCGAGCGAAAGGUGGAUGGACUCCGGCAGAGGAUGAGACAUUGAGACGAGCAGUUGGCACGUAUAAAGGGAAGAGCUGGAAGAAUAUAGCGAAAUUUUUCCCUGAUAGAACUGAAGUUCAAUGCCUGCACCGGUGGCAGAAAGUUCUAAAUCCAGACCUUAUUAAGGGACCUUGGACACAAGAGGAGGAUGAGAAAAUCGUUGAACUCGUUGAAAAAUACGGGCCUGCGAAAUGGUCUGUUAUCGCACAGUCUUUACCAGGUCGAAUUGGGAAGCAAUGUCGAGAAAGGUGGCACAACCAUUUGAAUCCUGAUAUUAACAAGGAUGCUUGGACCUCAGAGGAAGAAGUAGCUCUCAUGAAUGCUCAUCGAAGCCACGGAAACAAAUGGGCUGAAAUUGCUAAGGUCUUACCUGGCAGGACUGAUAAUGCAAUAAAGAACCAUUGGAAUAGUUCACUGAAAAAGAAGUCAGAAUUCUACUCAAUGACUGGUAGGUUACCACCACCAACAACAGCAAAGAACGGUGUUCCUGAUAGUGUAACUAAACGUUCAUCGUCCUCUCAGAAAAGGGUUUUUGGUUCAGUUACUCAAACCUCAUCAGGAACUACAGAUAAAAACAAUCCCGAUGAAGACAGAAAUGGCCAAAUAAACUCUACUGUUCCGGUCGAAGAAGUAGUAGCUGCUUCACGAAUGACUGGUGUUAAUGAGUAUGCUCGUUCUCCUCAGUUGCCUAACCCAGAGCCAUUGCCAGAGAAUGGUGGAGCUGCAAAUAAUGGUUAUCAUCUGUACUACACGCCUCAAAUAGAGUAUUACAUGGCGUCAGAAGUGGAUACGCAGCGUAUGUAUGGGUAUGAAUGUGGUUGCAGUCCAAGCGCAUCACCAGUUAGCUUCUUCACUCCACCGCCAUGUAGAAAUGCGUACAGUAACGGUUCAACUCCAAGAAGUCCUGAAUCUUACCUGAGAGAAGCUGCUAGAACUUACCCAAACACACCAUCCAUUUUCAGGAAAAGACGACCCAGGGUUGUUGUUGAGGAUAACAACAAUGCCGAGAAAACAGAUGAAGCUAAAGAGGUUGAUCAAAAGGUGAAUGAUGGUAAGGAUAGUUCAGAAAGCCCUAACUGUGAAGAGAUUCAAAAGAAUGGAUCAAAUGCUUACAAUCUAUCUCCUCCGUAUCGGAUAAGAUCGAAAAGAACAGCAGUUUUCAAAUCAAGACAGCUUGAGUUUAUAUCUGCAGAGGAAGAGAAAGCUGAUGAUGAAACCAAAUCAUCUGAGAAAGAUAUGUUGAUUGAUGGAGAUUCUCAACUCCUAGUCUAAACAGAGACUUGUCUUUACACGCUGAAUGUUGUUUCAUUGGUUUUUAUAUUCUUUUUUUAUUUUUGGGUUAAAGCUAGAGAUGUUAGAUGUAUUUAAUCCAAAGAAUAAUUUACACCUCAUAUUGAGUUCGGUUUGGUUUUUCCAUAA